Messenger RNA from Tripterygium wilfordii, 2109 nucleotides. Its product is annotated as receptor-like protein 6. NCBI's taxonomy places the organism in Eukaryota, Viridiplantae, Streptophyta, Magnoliopsida, Celastrales, Celastraceae. The coding region runs from base 1 to 2109 and encodes 702 amino acids. The transcript is spliced from 2 exons. Gene Ontology annotation, molecular function: protein binding. The record is from RefSeq and is a predicted model, not a curated record.
AUGGGGCAAUACAGUCGAAUCUUCUACUUCUUCCUCUUGUUUUUGAGUCUUAAGUUUUGUUCUUCGUCGUCAUUUUCCUCCUUUUCAGCUAACACAUCAAUGCAGAUGUGCUCCCAUUACGACAGACUUGCCUUGAUCGAAUUCAAAAACAGCUUUUCACUAGACAAUGAUGCUUCCUUAGAUUUUCCAACUUCUCAUCCCAAGACACAGUCAUGGAAGGAAGGCACGGAUUGUUGUUACUGGGAUGGUGUCACUUGUGAUACUGUGACUGGUCGAGUGAUUGGCCUCGACCUCAGUUGCAGUUUGCUCCAAGGCUCUCUAUAUCCCAACAGUAGCCUCUUUCGACUUUCACAUCUCAAGAAACUCAAUCUUGCUGAUAAUGAUUUUAGUGACUCGAAGAUAUCUCCCAAGUUUGGCCAGUUUAAGAGUUUGACACAUCUUAAUCUCUCCUAUAAUUCCUUUUUAGGUGAAGUUCCAUCUGAAAUCGCUCACCUCUCCAACCUCAUUUCUCUUGAUAUUUCUUUUAGUGGUCUAAGGAUUGAAGAUCUUCCCCUUCAAAGACUUGUGCAAAAUUGUUCUCUUCUGAAACAACUUUUCUUCGAGUUUGUGGACUUGUCAUCCAUCGAUACAAAUUCUUUGAUGAAUCUGUCAUCUUCUUUGACAGAUCUAAGACUCAAUCAAUGUCAAUUGCAAGGGAAGUUCCCAACCAACAUUCUUUACUUGCCGCGCCUACGUAUACUCGAUUUAUCAGAAAAUGAACACCUCAACAUUCAUUUGCCAAAGUCUAACUGGAGUAGUCCUCUCCAAGAACUGCAUUUUUAUAAUGUGCCUUUCAUAGGGGAGCUGCCUGAAUCAAUUGGUGAUUUGAAUUCCUUGAAGCAAUUGACUAUUGAAUCUUGUAAUUUCACAGGAUCAAUCCCAACGUCGAUUGGCAACCUACUGCAACUCACUCAUUUUCAAGGUGAUUUCAACAAUUUCAAUGGUAUGAUCUCAACCUCACUAACAAAUCUCUCGCAGCUAGAGGUGUUGUCGCUUCCAUACAAUAAACUGGUCGGUCCUAUUCCCAAUUUUUCAAAUCUAUCAAAAUUAGUUGAGCUACACUUAUAUUGGAACUCACUUAGUGGAACCAUACCAUCUGGUUUAUUAAACUUACCUUCGUUGCAUUCUUUGGAUCUUUCAGAAAAUCAAUUCACUGGUCCUAUAAAUGAAUUUCAAUCCCAAUCUCUUGAGCAACUUGUUUUGGGUGGUAACAAGCUGAAUGGUUCUGUUCCAAGUUCAAUCUUUAAUCUUGUUAACCUCGCAGCGCUUGAUCUGUCCUCUAAUAGCUUUAGCAGCACCUUGGAUGUAGUCAUGUUCUCAAAACUCCAACAUCUUCAUUACCUUAACCUUUCAGAUAGCAAUCUUUCAUUCAACAACACAGUUGCGAAUCACAUAUUUCCAAAUCUGCGCCGUUUGUAUCUCGCUUCAUGCAAUUUAACUGAAUUCCCCUACUUCUUAAGAGACUUAAAAGAUCUAUAUGACCUAGACCUUUCCAAUAAUAGACUCUUUGGGCAAGUUCCCGCAUGGAUGUUGGAAGUGGGGAUUGAUACACUAGGUUAUCUGAAUCUUGGCAACAACUUUUUGACUGGUAUAAAAGAACUUCCAUGGAAGUCUCUUUGGUUUCUUGACCUUCACUCUAACUUGCUCCAAGGAUUGCUACCAAUUCCAGUCAAAGUGGACAUCUACCUGAUCUCAAACAAUAAUUUGACAGGAGAGAUACCUUCUUUGAUUUGCAAUUAUACUAGUUUGGUAGAUCUUGACCUUUCAAACAAUAGCUUUUCCGGUGCUAUUCCAACAUGCUUUGGAAGCUUGAGCAGUCUUAACGUUCUUAAUCUGCAAAAGAAUACAUUCAGUGGCCGAAUUCCGGAAUUUUUUGACAAAGGGAGUACCUUGAUGUCUCUAAACCUCCACGGCAAUCAACUGGAAGGGCCUCUGCCAAGAUCAUUAGCGAAUUGCAAAAUGUUGGGAAUUCUAGACCUCGGCAACAACCGAAUAAAUGAUACGUUCCCUCAUUGGUUGAAAAAUCUCACACAACUACAACCAGAUCUUUUGAGAAUCUACAGGCCAUGA